Messenger RNA from Merops nubicus (carmine bee-eater), 564 nucleotides. RefSeq names its product TP53RK binding protein (gene TPRKB). The transcript has 4 exons. Bases 13 to 540 code for a protein of 175 amino acids. Gene Ontology annotation, cellular component: cytosol; EKC/KEOPS complex; nucleus. The record is from RefSeq and is a predicted model, not a curated record. Lineage: Eukaryota; Metazoa; Chordata; Aves; Coraciiformes; Meropidae. Gene Ontology annotation, biological process: tRNA threonylcarbamoyladenosine modification; telomere maintenance via recombination.
CGCCGCUGCGGGAUGGAUGUAACGCACCCGCUGGAGCUGUUCCCUGACCGCAGCGUGACUCUGCUCCUCUUUAACCACGUGAAAAAUGCCGCCGCACUAAGGAAAAAAGCCAUGGAAGGGGCCAUCGAAGGAGCACUGGUAAACCCUGCAAUGAUUGUAGAUCCUUUUCAGGUUCUUGUGGCGGCCAACAGAGCAGUUCAUCUACACAAGAUAGGUAAAAUGAAAACCAGGACUCUCAAUGCUGAAAUUAUUUUCAGCCUUUCACCAAGCAACAAUAUUUCAGAUGCAUUUAAAAAGUUUGGCAUUUCAGACAGUGACACAGCAGUACUCAUUGUUCUGGUUGUGGACAGAGGAAAAACUGUAAACCUGGAAGAUAUAGCAUCUCAGGUGGAAGGCCAACAGGUCCCUCUAGAUGAGCUCCCCCAACUGACAGACACUGCCAAAGUUAAGAAGAUGUACAAAAUUACUCCACAGGAAGAAAAAAUCGGCACUUUAGUGGACAGUAUUGUGUGCAGAAUGUCAACAAAAGAUGUUUUAUGAAAAUAUGGUAAUUUUUUUUAAAGC